UUUCGGAAUUCGGAGUUAGUUGAUGGCGCGGAAUCUGAAAUCUAAUCCGUUAAAGCGAUUAGAGGUCUAACUCACUCUCUUAUCCUUUCCAGCUACAAGGUUCAACUAGUGUUUACAGUUGCAGUUAGCUUGAACCCAGAGGAUUCUUUCCAUGGCGUUGCUGAACCAACAAUUGCAGAGAUUCUUAUUGAACGGAGUCAACUGCAGCUUUGGUUUGACGUCUAAGAAGAACAACAUCAGAGAGAGAAGCCGAUGCUGCUCUGCAAUCGCCAUUGACGCUCCAUCCUCUUUGACAGGCGUUGCGGGGAUCAGAUGGGGUUGCUGUCGAUUACAGGGCCAUCGUGAAGAGAUGGAAGAUGAUGUCGUCGUCCGAACGGAGGACGGAUUUUCUUUUGCUGCCGUCUUUGAUGGUCAUGCUGGCUUUUCAUCCGUCAAAUUCCUCAGGGACGAGUUGUUCAAAGAGUGUGUUGAGGCUUUACAAGGUGGAUUGCUGCUAACUAGCAAAGAUUUCAAUGCUGUAAGAGAGGCCCUACAGGAGGCUUUCACAAAUGCCGAUACGAAAUUGUUGAAUUGGCUUGAAGUGACUGCAGAGGAAGUUGAGUCUGGUUCAACGGCUACAGUUAUGUUUGUUGGGAAUGAUGUGUUGGUCAUUUCACAUGUUGGGGAUUCAUCUGUGGUUCUCUGUCGCUCUGGAAAAGCUGAGCUGUUGACCGGCUCUCAUCGACCUUAUGGCAGCAGCAAUGUUUCUCGUCAAGAAAUUAAGCGCAUCAAAGAAGCAGGUGGAUGGAUUGUUAAUGGAAGGAUAUGUGGUGAUAUUUCUGUAUCCCGUGCGUUUGGUGAUAUGCGGUUCAAGACAAAGAAGAAUGAAAUGCUGGAGAAAGGAGUUGAGGAGGGGAGAUGGUCCCAAAAAUUUAUUUCUCGAUUGCGAUUCAAUGGAGACUUGGUUAUUGCUUCCCCUGAUAUUCAUCAAGUUGCUCUUGGAUCAGACGCAGAAUUUAUAUUAUUAGCAACUGAUGGAUUAUGGGAUUACAUGAAAAGUUCAGAUACAGUAAGAUUUGUGAGGACUCAACUUCGACAGCAUGGCAAUGUGCAGAUAGCAUGUGAGGCACUUGCACAAGCAGCUCUGGACCGGGGCUCACAAGAUAAUGUUAGCAUUGUCAUAGCCGAUUUGGGGAGGACGGACUGGAGAAGUUUGCCUCCUCAGCAAGAAAGUUUUGUGUAUGAAUUAGGCCAAGCCUUUGCAACUAUUGGUAUUGUAUCACUAGGAAUUUGGAUGUCAUCUUUGUUUUCGUCAUAAAAUCAAAGCUACUCUCAAUGUAUAUUGACAGAUUUUCAUAUUCUUGUCUAUAUCAUGUAAAUGUAUUUGUUUCCCAUCUAAUAGUUUUGCACUGCUCUAUAUAAUAAAUUAUGAUAACCCAUAUUAUCCA
Molecule: messenger RNA, 1427 nt
Organism: Telopea speciosissima
Lineage: Eukaryota; Viridiplantae; Streptophyta; Magnoliopsida; Proteales; Proteaceae
Product: protein phosphatase 2C 57-like
Exons: 11
Coding region: 152-1297 (381 amino acids)
Biological process (GO): protein dephosphorylation
Molecular function (GO): cation binding; protein serine/threonine phosphatase activity
Source: RefSeq, a predicted model, not a curated record